GUACGAGUAGUAUUUAUUCAGGUACGCCUGCCGGUUAUCUUUCCUAAAUAAAAUAAGCUAGAUGAUGGAGUACACUGGAAUUCCUCCAUAGUCCGCACCUUUGCCUUCAAUCUUACUCGUCUUCUUCCCCUUCUCUUCCUUCCCAUUCCCGCCGGAAUACUAUACAGCGAUCGACAGUCCAACCUUGUUUGUCUUCCUCGCCGUCCCCACCAGACUUAGACCGGCUUUGCUCGUCUUCCUCCCCCAUCCCUUCCAGAAAGUCGUAGAUAUCUCAGACCAGGGAAAGGUUUCAACCUGAACAUACUUGUUCGGUUGAUUACAGACAAGUUAACCACAUGCAAGCUACAACAGAUAUCAUUGCAGGUAUGGUUGCGUACAAAUAUCUUGAUGCUUCGGAAAAACCAUAUACUCCCAAGCAGUUACGGAAUGACAUGGAAUUGCAAUUUAGAAUUUCACUGUCGUAUAAGAAAGCUUGGAAAACGCAAAAACUUGUAAUGGGAAAGCAGUUUGGCUCAGAUCCAACCUCGUACCAACUUUUACCAUCCAUGACCCACAUGCUUGACCAUUCAAAUCAUGGAUCUUCAAUAAGUCUUGUUAGAGGUGUUGAUGACACGUUUCAGUCAUUUUUCUUUUCUCUCACAACGUGGACUGAUGCUUGGCAGUUUUGUAGACCUUUGCUAAUCGUGGAUGGAUCAUUUAUGAAGGCUUACUACAAAGGAACGUUGGUAACAGCUUGUGGGGAUUACCGAUCAUUUGUUGUUAACCUGACAAAGAAGACUCGUUCAUGUGGUGUCUUUCAAUUGGAUGAGUUCAUUUGUGUACAUGGUGUUGCUUCUCUUCGUAUUCGACCAGGCCUCUCUUGUUGUGAUUUCAUUUCUCCUUAUUAUUCUCGUGAUGCAUGACUGUCUACACGGAGUGGUACCAUGCAUACAAUUCCAGAUCCAAAGUCAUGGUCAAUUCCAGAGAGUGUUCUUAGUAUUGCAUGCAAGCCUCUAAAUUGUUUGAAGAGACCUCCUGGCCGUCCAAAGAAAUCCAAAAUUCCUUCCAUCGGAGAGUUUCGUGGAUCAAAACGUCGAAGGUGUUCUCGUUGUCGUGCUCUUGGACACAACAAAAAAACUUGUGGCAAUCCAAUUCCUCGUUAAAACACUUAUACUGUCUAAUAGAGUAGGGAGACGCAUUAUUGAGUUUGUUGGAAAUGCUUCUGUUAUACGUUCUUAAGUAAUAUGUUGUAAUAGAACAUACUUGUAUAUGUUUUAAAUAACAAACUUCAUAUAUUUGUUCAAAAUUAUUUUAUUUUGUUUGUAUAUUGUUUCAAUAAUGUGACUAUUAUUUAACGUCACUCAAAGUACAUGUUAUUGUAUCUUUUUUCAUACUAAUUAAAUACAUACAUUUAUGUAGUUACUACAGUUAU
Cuscuta europaea is the source of this 1411-nucleotide messenger RNA. NCBI's taxonomy places the organism in Eukaryota, Viridiplantae, Streptophyta, Magnoliopsida, Solanales, Convolvulaceae. The record is from the annotation of a GenBank genome assembly.